Molecule: messenger RNA, 2015 nt
Organism: Ipomoea triloba (trilobed morning glory)
Lineage: Eukaryota; Viridiplantae; Streptophyta; Magnoliopsida; Solanales; Convolvulaceae
Product: pentatricopeptide repeat-containing protein At4g21190
Exons: 8
Coding region: 333-1403 (356 amino acids)
Molecular function (GO): protein binding
Source: RefSeq, a predicted model, not a curated record
CGUUCCAUCUUGCAACCCAUCCGGCAUGGCGGCAUCCUGAGGCAUUCUUUGCACCGCGCUCUCCCUCCAUAGCCACGAGUCGUGUAGCGGAGUAAGCUCUCCUCUCUCAUUCAUUCUCCAAUAUCAAUCUCUCACCUCUACCUCGACAAUCAACAGCGCACACGCACACGCACACGCACACGCACACGCACACAGCGCCACAGUGGCUCUGCGCUUCCAUACCCGUAACCACUGGUGGAACCUAAAGGCUAAAUUUCGAAGACACAACUUCAUCCUCAGACGCCUUCAUCACUUCUUCCGCCACUGCCGACGACACCUUGACGGGUGAUGGCAUGAACCCUCUGUUGACGGCUCGACACCUCUUUCCGCCCUGGUUCACGCCAGCCAAGGCACCAUCCCACGGUCGAAACUCGAACUGUGGAAGGAUGCUUGCUUUGAGGUGCUUUCCGGCAAUUUUCACUGGAAGACUGGAAUCAAGUAAAUUUUGGAAGAAAAGUAAUCGAAACACUGUACUGACUGUAGUAUGUGCUGCAAAAGGUCCUCGUCCGAGGUAUCCUCGGGUGUGGAAGAGUAGAAGGAAAAUAGGGACUAUUUCUAAAUCUCUCAAGCUUGUAGAAUGUAUAAAAGGAUUAUCAAAUGUGAAGGAGGAAGUCUAUGGUGCUCUUGAUUCCUUUAUUGCCUGGGAACUUGAGUUCCCAUUGAUCACAGUGAAAAAAGCUAUAAAGACCCUUGAGCAUGAAAAGGAGUGGAAGAGAAUAAUACAGGUCACAAAGUGGAUGUUAAGCAAGGGUCAGGGGAGAACAAUGGGUAGCUAUUAUACCUUGUUAAAUGCUUUGGCCGAGGAUGGAAGGCUUGAUGAAGCUGAAGAGCUUUGGAGAAAGUUGCUUUUGGAGAACCUUGAAAGUAUUCCUCGCAUUUUCUUUGAGAAAAUGAUCUCUCUUUACUACCGAAGAGAAAUGCACGAAAAGAUGUUCGAGAUAUUUGCUGACAUGGAAGAACUUGGUGUUCGGCCAACUGUUCGCAUUGUCACAAUGGUUGGAGAUGUGUUUCAGAAGUUGGAUAUGUUGGACAAAUACCGAAAGUUGAAGAAAAAAUACCCCCCACCAAGGUGGGAAUAUCGGUAUGUUAAGGGAAAAAGGAUCAAAAUAAGAAUAGAUGCUAGUAAACGUCAUAAUUAUGAAAUAGAUGCUAGUAAACGUCAUAAUUAUGGUGAUGUUGUGGCAAAUGAAUCUGAUACUGAAACCUACUCUGAGUCGGAUGAGAACAUCGAAGCUUCUGCAGAUAGGUUGGAUACUGAAACCUACUCUGAGUCGGAUGAGAACAUCGAAGCUUGUGCAGAUAGGUUGAAUGAGAACACAGAAGCGUGUCCAGAUAAGUUGGACGAAGUUGAUCUGAUCAUCUGAAUCAGCUUUGAUAAAGCACAUUCCUCUGUGCCUGCCCAGUGAAAGUUUUCAAUUUGUGAUUGGAGGACAAUGAUGCUACAAAGAACAGAGAUGAGUGGGUAGAAAAUGUUUGCAGUUUGCACCAAACCUUGAUUUGCGUACAUCUUCAAUGCGGCGGAUUUGGACUUGAUCAGAUUCUGGUGUUAUAUUUUGAUGGUGCCGUCAUUGAUUGGAUUCUGGAAUUUCUCAACCGGUUUAGGCCGGGAGGAGUUGAAACAAGAGGUUCUCAGAAUCUCAGUGACGAGGACGACAACAACUUUCGAGUGGACUCCAAGAACUUCGUCUCCGACAAGGAAGAUGACGAGGAGAGUGCGGAGGUUGCAGCCGUAUCUGGCGAAGGAAUGAUGAAGAAAGAAAAGAGAAGAAUCAAAAGAUUAAAUUGUCAUUAUUAUUUUAUCCAUUAAAAUUACGCCCAGAAUUCUCAUUCAUCCGGUAACAUUACACUUGAAAGAUACAAUAUGUAGGAUCUUAGAAACUAGGAAGAAUAACAAACCCACUCAGAUAAUUGUCAUAUAUUUUAAUAAUUUAUAACAAUUCUCAUUACUAAGUAUUUUAUUCCAAUUUGGAUUCUCA